AUGACGUUGCAUAUGGGAACUCACAUUGAGCAGAUCAUUUUCAUUAUUACUCCAGUGGGAGACCCUCUGGUGGUCCUGGGGAUUCCUUGGCUAACUAGCCAUAAUCCAUACAUCAACUGGAAAACCCGUACUAUUAUGUUUGAGGAUGGUUUCUACCAGGCUCCGAUUGUGGGGCAGUCCAUCACUGUAGCGGCGGGGAGGGCUGAAAUCGUACACCCUCAGCCACCAGAUCUACCCAUGGAAGGGCUGCCAGCCAAAUCCUUUGUCCAGGGCUUCGCAGAGAUUGCUCUCCCCCUGACUGAUUUGUUGCGCCCCAAGGGCAUCAGGGAAAUACGCAAGGGCAACAAGCACAUGGAUGAGGAUAGUUACAUGCGUUAUGCUAAACUUGAGGCAGUGCUUGCACACGGUUACAAGCCAAACAGCGGGGUUGAUGAAUGUGUGCAAAGCACCACCUCAGAAUGCUUUAGUGAAGGAUUUCCAAUGGAUCCGGCCUGGCUCUCCAUUCCCUUCUGCUUUGUCUACACCUUGUCUCUCUUGGGCAACGCCACACUGCUCUGGGUCAUCUGGACAGAGUCCAGCCUGCACCAGCCCAUGUACCUCUUCCUCUCCAUCCUGGCACUAACUGACAUGGCCAUGUCCACCUGUAUCCUUCCCAAGAUGCUGGGCAUCUUCCUCACCAGUGCCCAAGAGAUCACCUUUGCUGCCUGCCUGGUGCAGAUGUUCAUGGUUCACGCCCUCUGUGCUGUGGAAUCAGGGAUGCUCACCACCAUGGCAUAUGACCAAUACAUGGCCAUCUGCUACCCACUCAGCUACACAACCCUGCUGAUGCCAAAGUUUGUGGCCAAGUUUGCAGCAGCCAUUGUUAUCUAGGCCUUUGUAGCCGUCUUGCCUGUCCCUUUGCUUUUGCGGACGCUGACAUUUUGUCACUCCCGACACAUUGCUCAUACUUAUUGUGAGCACAUGGCUCUAGUAAAACUAGCAUGUGGGAACACUACUCCCAACAAUCUCUAUGGGCUGAUCCUUUCCCUGCUCAUUGUCGGCGGAGACCUGACCUUCAUCUUCAUCUCCUAUGGACUGAUCUUACGAGCUGUAUUCCAACUACCUUCAUGGGAGGCUCGUCACAAAGCCCUGGGCACUUGUGGGGCCCAUGUAGGUGUCAUCACCAUUCAGCACACACCUGGUCUCUUCUCUUUCCUCACCCAUCACUUUGGGCACAACAUUCCCCACAGUAUCCAUAUCUUCCUAGCCAACGUUUACUUGCUGGUCCCUCCCAUGCUCAACCCCAUUGUUUAUGGUGCCAAGACCAAGGAGAUCCGUGGGCGGGUGCUGAUGUUUUCCAAAGAG
Molecule: messenger RNA, 1344 nt
Organism: Candoia aspera
Lineage: Eukaryota; Metazoa; Chordata; Lepidosauria; Squamata; Candoiidae
Product: olfactory receptor 52P1-like
Exons: 5
Biological process (GO): G protein-coupled receptor signaling pathway
Cellular component (GO): plasma membrane
Molecular function (GO): olfactory receptor activity; G protein-coupled receptor activity
Source: RefSeq, a predicted model, not a curated record